GUGACAUUGUGAUAUGUGUCAUGUACUUUUGAUGUAAAUUAUAAUAUUUUUUGGUUUAUAUUUUUUUACAAAUUCAUGCAAUCUAACAUCAUGUUUUAAAAGUUUCCAGCAAGCACUUUGCCCAAAUUUUCGUUAACCAUCUACAAUGUCCAGCCGAUUACUUCCAGUUCACUUAGUUGAUGAAGAAAAACCAGUAGAAGAGGUUGUAGUAAUUGUUGUACCUGACGAGGGCACAGUAGAAUGGAUUCAGUACUGGCAUCAGUUUGAAGGUCACCUCCCCACUCCCAUAGAUGUGUCCAUAACAGGGUCUAUGUUGUACAGAUGUCCAGAACUAAAAUGGUACAAUUUCGAUGUCUACCCUCAUAAAGUGAAGAUUACUAAUACUGGAUACACUGUGGUAAUAUCACCAAAAUGGAAGACUGAACGUCCAUACUUGGAAGGUGGUCCGUUUCUGGAGAAACACGUGCUGUCCCAAAUACAUUUCCACUGGGGUGCUGAUAUGAUGGAGGGCAGCGACCACACUGUCGACCAGAGGAGGUACCCUGGUGAGAUGCAAGUAACCUUCUUUCGUUCAGAAUACUUGACGCAAGAGGAAGCUCUACGUCAUCCAGAUGGCGUGACCAUGAUUUGCUACUUGAUAAAGUACGGUGUCAACCCUGAUGAGAGAUUGAGCUGGGUAAUCGAAGGAUUUCAAAGAAUACAAGAGGCACAGAAAUUCACUCGCAUAGGUCCACUACCAAUGUCGCGGCUCCUGCCAAUGUUCUAUGAAGAUUAUUUCCUAUAUUGGGGCAAAUUGGAAACAGUCAAAGGAGAAUCGUACGUGAUCAAGUGGCUGGUACCAAGGGCAACUUUAUUUGCUUCAUUUGAGCAGAUGAACGAGUUCCGGAGACUGUGGGAUCCUUGGGACGAACCAAACUUGGGAAACUUUAGACCAUUACAAGAACGUCAAGACCGACAUAUUUUCUUUAUAAACCCCCAUUGGAAUCAAUACAAUUCUUUGUUGCCUAUACCAAGAGUUCCAGAACCGUCUAUAUCACUCUUGUCUCUUGCUUACCGAAAGAAUUCUUGGAUGCUGCCAAUACAGAACCGCAAUAAAGAGACUAAUGAAACUCCAGAGCCACAAAAUACAAAAAUUAGUGCCACCCACUUUGUACCUAAAAAUAUUUAAGCAGUUCCUAUUUUUCACUAUUAUAUUUUUUACAGUCCAAGAAAAGAAAGGAAAAAAAUACUACACUAUUUCACUUUUUGUUGUUAACAUUUUCUUGUGUAAAUAAAUGUAAAUAAAAUUAAAA
Spodoptera frugiperda (fall armyworm) is the source of this 1292-nucleotide messenger RNA. Its product is annotated as carbonic anhydrase 1. The record is from RefSeq and is a predicted model, not a curated record. Lineage: Eukaryota; Metazoa; Arthropoda; Insecta; Lepidoptera; Noctuidae. The transcript has 6 exons. The coding region runs from base 146 to 1168 and encodes 340 amino acids. Gene Ontology annotation, cellular component: cytoplasm. Gene Ontology annotation, molecular function: zinc ion binding; carbonate dehydratase activity.